GACAAAGACAUGACUCUGUCAACAAAUUGUGUAUGCUAAACGCGACUAUCAAAGCAGCCCUCAGAUUUUCCCCUUCCUUUAUUCCUGCGGCUUUUUCGUUUUCUCUGUUUGCAAACUCAUCAAAAUACAAGCCUCGUCGUUCUUCAUUCGUAAUGGCAAACCGGCAUACUAUUAUUCUCAUGCAAACAUCUCAGAAUAGAGCAACUCGCACUUUCAUGGAUUACGAAUCAAUAAGCCAAGCUAUGGACGGAAUUUGUGCUUUGUAUGAGAGGAAACUCAAGGAAUUGAACCCAGCCAUCAGAGAAAUUACUUAUGAUAUUUCAGAUCUUUACAAUUUCAUAGAUGGCCUUGCCGAUAUGAGUGCACUAGUGUAUGAUCACUCACUCCAGGCUUACCUGCCCUAUGACCGACAAUGGAUAAAACAGAAAACAUUGCAACACCUGAAAAGGCUGGCAUCACAUUGACUAUUGUUUUAGAGGCUAGUUUCUAUCUACCAUAUUCAGUUAAUUUCCUAUUGCCUUUUAUGAAGAAAAGGCCAUGAACUGGAGGGUCAGAGUCUGGAGUAAGAAUCUCUUACAAUGGGAACACUAUGUAUGAUAUGCUUCUUUUCCCUGAAAUCCAAAUCCUAUUUGCAAAAGUUCAACUGGAAACCAACUGUUGUCGGAACAGCACGCUGUAGUGGCCUUGCAAUUUGAAUCGUGGAUGUAUAAUUUGCAUAGUUCCGUAAAUUGUACGAGCAUUUUGAACGUGAUAGUGAUUUUAUGAAACUUCCUGUACUUUUCAGCUACUUAUAGUGGAUAUAUAUACAAGUUUAUCUAUGAUAAAUGAGUGUGGUUUCUUGUAAA
Nicotiana tabacum (common tobacco) is the source of this 845-nucleotide messenger RNA. Its product is annotated as enhancer of rudimentary homolog. NCBI's taxonomy places the organism in Eukaryota, Viridiplantae, Streptophyta, Magnoliopsida, Solanales, Solanaceae. The record is from RefSeq and is a predicted model, not a curated record.